AUGACUGACAAAUUAGGGUUUGAUGAGCUACGAGUGAAAUAUAAGGAUGUAUUAUCAAAGGCAUUUUCGACUAAUAACGUCGAGUUACUCGAAUCAUUUUCAAAGAAUACCAAUGAAACUGAUCGUAAAGCCGCUAUGGACCAAGCAUAUAGGGAUAAACUUUUAGAAUUACUUGUAGAAGAGCCAAACACUUUGGAAAAAUAUGUUUCUUUUUGCAUAGAAUCAUGUAGACGACAAAUGGUAACGCCAACAAUGCCCGUCGUCCUUCUCGGUGAUAUAUUUGAUGCCCUAACACUAAAUAAAUGCGAGAAGAUGUUUACUUACGUUGAAAACGGCGUAAAUAUAUGGCGAGAAGAGCUAUUUUUUGUAGCUUGUAAAAAUAAUUUACUAAGAAUGUGUAAUGAUUUGUUGAGAAGACUGUCCAGGUCACAGAAUACUGUGUUUUGUGGACGGAUAUUGUUAUUCUUGGCGAAGUUCUUCCCGUUUUCCGAACGUUCUGGAUUAAAUAUAGUCUCGGAAUUCAAUCUAGAAAAUCUAACAGAGUUUGGUGGUGAUAGUUCGAGCACAUUAAAAGAUUCUCUCGAUGAGGAAAUGGUGAUUGAUGAUGACAAGAACAAACUCUUGAUAGAUUACAACUUGUACUGUAGGUUUUGGAGUUUACAAGACUUCUUUCGUAAUCCAAACACUUGCUACAAUAAAAUUCAGUGGAAAACUUUUGUUGCUCACUCUGGGAGUGUCUUAUCUGCAUUUUCUUCAUACAAGUUAGAAAGUGUAGAACUACAGAAAUCAAAGUUAAACAGACUCAAACCCGUUAACUCAGACAUGGAGACUCAAGAGAACAAAGAACAACAUUACUUUGCAAAAUUUUUAACAAAUCAGAAGCUUCUGGAACUACAAUUAUCAGAUUCUAAUUUUCGGCGAUGCGUCUUGAUACAGUUUCUCAUUCUAUUUCAAUAUUUAACAUCUACAGUGAAAUUCAAGAUGGAAUCUCAAGAAUUAAAAUCUGAUCAGUUAGAUUGGGUUAAAGAAACUACAUCACUAGUAUACAAGUUGUUAGCUGAAACACCACCAAAUGGAAAACGUUUUGCUGAAUGUGUUAAAAGUAUAUUGAAGAGAGAGGAACACUGGAAUAAUUGGAAGAAUGAUGGUUGUCCAGAGUUUCAGAAACCAAAGCCUCCAGUCCAAACAGAGAGUACGGAGGAAUCUAAGAGAGGGAAGAAACGUCGCCGGCCCGUUGGCGAAAUUAUCAAAGAAUACGAGAGUCAGGACAAAGUCUUUAUGGGAAACAAUGAUUUAACAAAGUUGUGGAAUCUCUGCCCUGACAAUCUAGCAGCCUGCAGAACAAAAGAAAGGGACUUUAUGCCAUCGUUAGAGUCGUACCUGGCGGGCUGGGACGGCGCGGGCGCGGGCGGCUGGGGCUGGCGCGCGCUGCGCCUGCUGGCGCGCCGCUCGCCGCACUUCUUCGUGCACACCAACAACCCCAUCGGCCGCCUGCCCGACUACCUCGACGACAUGGUUAAGAGAAUAACACGUGAAGCGGCCGCGAAUGCUGCGAACAACACAAACGGUGAUGCUUCAAGCGGAACCAAUGAGAAACCUAUAAAACAGGAACAAAAUGAAGACGAAAUGGCAGAGGAACAGAUCGAAACAGAUAUCAUAAAGGAGGAAGAUACGGCUGAUAUGGAACAAGUACCAGACUCAACACACGGUGAAGAUGACGAUAAAGUAACAAGAUCAAAAGUAACCAUGAUAACACCAACGCAGUUAGACGCUUUAGCCUCCAAACUAACGGACUGGAAGAAACUAGCAGCAAAACUAGGAUAUAAACCAGAUGAAAUACAAUUCUUUGAGACAGAAAACGCAACAGAUAUUGCCAGAGCUAAAAAUAUGCUGCAAUUGUGGUUCGAUGAUGAUGAAGAUGCAUCUGUGGAAAACUUGCUUUACAUCAUGGAAGGCUUAGAAAUGACGGAGGCCUGCGAAACACUUAAAAAUGCUAAAUGACAGUCGCUUAUACUUUGUAAGUUCAAAGAAAAACGUUUUAAGUCGUUUGCCAAAAAAUAAAUGUCAAUGUCAACUUUCUUUUGUGGUCUAAUUUGUGACAGAUAAUAAAAAUAUAUGUUUAUA
Melitaea cinxia (Glanville fritillary) is the source of this 2124-nucleotide messenger RNA. RefSeq names its product THO complex subunit 1 (gene Hpr1). Gene Ontology annotation, biological process: signal transduction; mRNA export from nucleus; regulation of DNA-templated transcription elongation. Gene Ontology annotation, molecular function: protein binding. The coding region runs from base 1 to 2001 and encodes 666 amino acids. Gene Ontology annotation, cellular component: THO complex part of transcription export complex. The record is from RefSeq and is a predicted model, not a curated record. NCBI's taxonomy places the organism in Eukaryota, Metazoa, Arthropoda, Insecta, Lepidoptera, Nymphalidae. The transcript has 10 exons.